Messenger RNA from Lepus europaeus (European hare), 1524 nucleotides. It is a transcript of the gene PSMD10, whose product is annotated as proteasome 26S subunit, non-ATPase 10. The transcript has 5 exons. NCBI's taxonomy places the organism in Eukaryota, Metazoa, Chordata, Mammalia, Lagomorpha, Leporidae. Bases 53 to 733 code for a protein of 226 amino acids. Gene Ontology annotation, molecular function: protein binding. The record is from RefSeq and is a predicted model, not a curated record.
GCGACGUGAGGCGGGCGUUCCUGGCGCUUCGUGGAGAUCCUGGGAAAGCGAAAUGGAGGGGUGUGUGUCUAACCUAAUGGUCUGCAACCUGGCCUACAGCGGGAAGCUGGAGGAGCUGAGGGAGAGCAUCCUGGCCGAUAAAUCCCUGGCUACCAGAACUGACCAGGACAGCAGAACCGCAUUGCACUGGGCAUGCUCAGCUGGACAUACAGAAAUUGUUGAAUUCUUGCUGCAACUUGGAGUGCCAGUGAAUGAUAAAGACGAUGCGGGUUGGUCUCCUCUUCACAUCGCUGCUUCUGCCGGCCGGGAUGAGAUUGUGAAAGCGCUUCUGGGGAAGGGUGCUCAAGUGAACGCUGUCAAUCAAAAUGGCUGCACUCCCCUACAUUACGCAGCUUCCAAAAAUAGGCACGAGAUUGCUGUCAUGCUACUGGAAGGCGGUGCUAAUCCAGAUGCUAAGGACCAUUACGAGGCUACAUCAAUGCACCGGGCAGCAGCCAAGGGUAACUUGAAGAUGAUUCAUAUCCUUCUGUACUACAAAGCAUCCACAAACAUCCAAGACACUGAGGGUAACACUCCUCUACACUUAGCCUGUGAUGAGGAGAGAGUGGAAGAGGCAAAACUGCUGGUGUCCCAAGGAGCAAGUAUUUACAUAGAAAAUAAAGAAGAAAAGACACCCCUGCAAGUGGCCAAGGGUGGCCUGGGUUUAAUCCUCAAGAGAAUGGUGGAAGAUUAAACAGCUUGAGUUUAUCCUUACUUUAUGUUUUCUCUGUUGUCCCCAAUGUCCUGGAAGCUGAUAUACUUGUGCACCAGGUACCCUCUAUGAAUCGUGACUUUUUUCACCUUCAAAGUCUUACAAACAUGUUGCCUAAUAUUCCUGCUGAGGUACCUGUUCUAAAUUUACAACUUGGCUUUCUAGGCAUUUAAUAACUGUCAAGAUUGUUCUACUGUUGUUGUAUAUUAGUCUGUAUUGAAUAUUGGUUUAUUUGGAAUAAGUGAUUCUGUGUCUGUUGCGAGUCUUCAGCACUCUCGCAUGCACUUUCCAUCCCCUUGGGAAGCAGAAGAAUCCCAGUAGCAGCAGGCCCAUUGUCCUGCCAUAUGGUUCUAGGUCGAUUGUCUGUGUUCCUCCAUACACUUGAAACACAUCCUAACUUGUUUCUCAAGUUCACUCAGAGGCCUAUGCCAAAUAUUUCUGAUUGCUGGAUUUUUCUUUCAAUUAUAAGGUUUAAUUUAUUUUUGUUAUAGGAGGAAUAUAUAUAUAUAUAUAUAUGAGUGGACCAAAUUUUAAGCUGGAGGACAUGCUCUAAAGUAAUGGAAAGUAAUAGCCUGUGGACCAUGUAUUUUACUGAUGACUUGCUUCCUCUCUAAAACAAAACAUUGUUUUUGAAAAGCAAGUGUUGAAGUUACCUAUAUUCAGUCAUCCUAUAUUGAAAAGAAUGUUAAGCUUGUUAAAAUGAUAUGUAACAAAAAUGUAUUUUGAUUUGUAUUAAAGAAACUAAAAAACCCUUGAAAGAAUCUCCCAGUUUU